Messenger RNA from Eruca vesicaria subsp. sativa (arugula), 4830 nucleotides. The record is from the annotation of a GenBank genome assembly. NCBI's taxonomy places the organism in Eukaryota, Viridiplantae, Streptophyta, Magnoliopsida, Brassicales, Brassicaceae.
AUGGGGAAUAAUGUGGGGGUCCCUGACGAGAUCACUCUUGAAUUAAAAUGGGUAAACGAUCUGGCUUGGUAUGGUGAAGCUGUAAGACCUAAUGGUUCAAUAUGCGAGAUGCAUCCACCUAAGUUGUAUUCAAAUGGCAUUUGGGAGAAAGUUAUUUUGAACCAAACUGGUCUUAAGUUUUGGCAAUAUCGUCUUACCAGUCUCGAGAUUGUCCUCUUGUUCGUCUUCGUCCUUUGGCAAGUCUUUGCUAUUUUGUUCAAGAAAUUAGGUCUUACCAUUCCAAAAUUCACCUCUAUGAUGCUUGCAGGGAUACUCUUGAACAUGCUAGUUACGUUUUCGGAAGACGACACGUCCAUUGUUAAGGAGGUUUUAUUCCCCAAACACAGAAUCGACAUUCCAGGAUGCCUUGGAUCAUUUGGUUUCAUGAUUUUCUGGUUUCUCAAUGGUGUGAAAACGGAUCUCAAGAGAAUCUUCAAAGCUGACACACAUGCAAGACUCACUGGACUUGCAGCGGCUACUCUGCCUAUAACGGUUGGCUUAUUGCUUUACAAAUAUAAAUCACCUGGGAGUACAUCGCUCAAAACCGAGGAGUAUGAUGGAAUAUUGCUAAUGGAGAGCCUCACGUCCUUCUCGGAAAUCGCAAGACUCUUGCUUGACCUGGGCAUGAACAACUCUUCUGUUGGCCAGGUCGCGUUAUCAGCAGCUUUAGUCUCUAAUAUGGCUGGACUAUCGCUCUUCUUGGUAUUGGUUCCUCUUGGUAUGCCAUCAUUGGUUCAAGGUGUGGUUCUACUUGUAGAAAUGGCCUUAUUUGUCGUCAUUGUCUUUUGUGUUGUGAGGCCAAUACUAUUUAGAGUAAUCAAACGUAAACGAGAAGGGAUGCCUAUCGAUGACAAACACAUCUAUUGGAUCCUCGUCUUUCUUUGUUCCUCGUGUGUGUAUUGGGCCAUAAUUGGGCAGCUUCCAGCACUUGGAGCUUUCUUUCUCGGUCUUGCUAUUCCUAACGGACCUCCUAUUGGUUCUGCGUUGGUCGAACGAUUAGAGAGCUUCAACUUUGGUCUUAUAUUGCCUGUCUUCAUGACUUCUUGCAUGCUCAGGACUGAUCUCAAAGUUUGGAAAGACGUCUUAACAUUCAAUAUCAGCAACGACAAGAAACUCGCAGUUGUGUCUCUCGUCUUGCUCAUUUUCUUGUUGAAGCUUUCCAUCUCAAUGGUCAUACCUUACCUCUUUAAAAUGCCUUUGAAAGACUGCUUCAUUCUUUCCCUUAUCAUGUCACAUAAAGGGAUAAUAGAAAUAAGUUUCUACGUAUUCUCUUUUGGCUUGCAGUUAUUAGACAGAGAUACCUUCUCGAUCCUAGUUUUGUCCAUUCUCCUAAACUCGUUGUUCCUACCAAUGGCGAUCAGAUUUCUCUAUGACCCAUCAAAGCAAUUCAUGUGCUACCAAAAGAGAAGUUUAGUAACUACGAAGAUAAAUGGAGCGCUAAGGACACUUGUGUGCAUCCAUAGACCAGACCACAUAUCUUCAAUGAUCAACCUUCUAGAAGCUUCUCAUCAAUCCGAGGAGAGCCUUCUUACAUGCUACGUACUUCACCUUGUCGAGCUACAGGGUCAAGACGUUCCCACAUUGGUCUCCCACAAAGUCCAGAAACUGGGAGUCGGGACGGGAACAGAAUCUUCGGAAAACGUCAUCCUUUCUUUCGAACAUUUCAACCGUUACAUAUGCAGUUCCAUUUCCAUAGACACGUUCACUUGCAAGGCGAACUCGUCCCACAUGCAAAAUGAUAUUUGUUGGCUAGCUCUCGAUAAAGCUGUCACGCUUAUCAUUCUUCCUUUCCACCGCACUUGGUCUCUCGACCGAACAUCCAUCGUCUCCGACAGUGAAAUGAUCCGGUUUGUCAAUUUCAACGUCUUGAAACAAGCUCCUUGCUCUGUCGCUGUCCUUAUCGAACGUCAUCUUGUUAACAAAAAGCAAGACUCUCAAAAAAACCUUAAGGUGUGUCUGAUAUUUGUGGGAGGAAAGGACGAUAUGGAAGCAUUGGCCUUUGCAAAGCGAAUGGCCCUUCAAGAGAACGUAACAUUAACGGUUCUAUGCCUUGUAGCAGCCGGAAAAAGCAAAGGAUGGGAUCAAAUGCUGGACACAGGGGAACUAAAAGAGUUGAUACUAAACGAUGAUCCAGGAUUCCCAAAAGAAGAAAGUUCCACAGUUUACUUGGAAGAGAAGAUUUCAGAUGGAGCGGGUACAUCAAUGCUUCUACGCUCUAUGGCAUCUGAUUACGACCUUUUCAUAGUAGGCAGAACCUGCGGUGUGAACCACGCUGCCACUAGAGGGAUAGAGGGUUGGUGUGAAUUUGAGGAGCUUGAUUCAUUAGGUGGAAGUGGGGACAUGUUUCCAAGAAUGGGGGCAGAUGAUUUGGGGGUUGAUGUACAUUGGGUAUAUGAGAUGGCUUGGUAUGGUGAAGCUAUAAGAAGUGAUGGGUUUAUAUGCGAGGAGCAUCCUGCCAAGUUGUCUUCUGAUGGUAUUUGGGAGAAAAUCAUUUUUCAUAGAGAGGGUCUUCGCAUUUGGCAAUAUCGUCUGCCUAAUCUCGAGUUGGUCAUAUUGUUUGUGUUCUUCCUUUGGCAAUUCUUUAACCUCUUGUUCAGGAAAAUGGGUCUUAAGAUGCCCAAGUUCACCUCUAUGAUGCUUGCGGGGUUAGUUUUCAACGUUCUACUUACUUAUUCGGGCAACAAGUCGUUUAUUCAAGAGUUAUUGUUCCCUAAAAAUAAAAUAGAUAUUCCGGGGUGCCUUGGAUCAUUUGGGUUCAUGAUAUUUUGGUUCCUAAAGGGUGUGAAAAUGGACGUCAAGAGAAUCCUCAAGGCUGAAGCAAAGGCAAGAGUAACGGGAAUCGCAGCCGUUAUGUUUCCUAUACUAGUAGGUACCGUGCUUUACAGUGUAAAAGCAGUGAAGGAUCGAGCACUCGAUUCCACUAUAUAUGCUCAACUGUUGCUAGUGGAGAGCAUCACGUCUUUUUCGGGAAUCGCAAGGCUCUUGAGAGACCUCAACAUGAACCACUCAUCUCUUGGUCGGGUGGCUCUAUCCGCAGCCUUAAUCUCUGAUAUGAUCGGACUCUUCUUCAUGAUUGCACAGGUUCCUUAUAAUAGUCCAAAUUUAGGUGGCGCUGCUCAAGUUAUAGAGAUUGCUUUCUUUAUGGUCAUUUGUUUCGCUGCUGUGAGGCCCCUCAUGUUUACGAUAAUCAAACGAAAACGUGAAGGGAGACCCAUCGACGACAAAUACAUCUACAUGAUUAUCAUCCUCGUUUGUUUAGCCUGUAUGUAUUGGCACGAUAUUGAUCAGUUUCCUGCACUUGGAGCCUUCUUUCUUGGUCUCUCCAUUCCCAAUGGACCUCCUAUUGGUUCUGAACUCGUUGAACGUCUAGAGAGCUUCAACUUUGGUCUCGUAUUGCCUCUUUUCGUUACGUCUAGUAUGCUCAGGGCUGAUCUCAGAGUUUGGAAAGAUUGUUUCACUUUUUUUAGAAGCGACGCCAGCAAAUUCGCCGUUGCUUCUCUCAUCGUACUAGUCUUCUUGUUGAAGUUCUCUGUCACAGUGAUCGUACCUUACCUCUAUAAAAUGCCACUCAGACACUCUUUCACUCUUGGCUUUAUCAUGUGCCAUAAGGGUGUCAUCGAACUAAGUUUUUACCUUUUCUCUUACGGCAUCCCGAUGUUGAACAGAGAUACGUUCUCAAUCAUAGUUUUGUCCAUCGUCUUAAACUCGUUGAUCAUACCAAUAGGGAUCGGAUUUCUCUACGACCCAACGAAGCAAUUCUUGUGCUACCAAAAGAGAAACAUAGCAAGUAUGAAAAACAAAGGAGAGCUAAAGACACUUGUAUGCAUCCAUAGACCAGACCACAUAUCUUCCAUGAUAAACCUUCUAGAAGCGUCUUAUCAAUCCGAGGAGAGUCCUCUUACUUGCUACGUACUUCACCUCGUUGAGUUACAAGGUCAAGAUGUUCCCACUUUGAUCUCACACAAAGUCCAGAAACUUGGUGUCGGGUCGGGGAAAAAAUAUUCGGAAAACGUUAUCCUCUCUUUUGAGCAUUUCCACCGUUACGUGUGUAGUUCCAUUUCCAUUGACACGUUCACAUGCAUCGCAAACACCAACCACAUGCAAGAUGAUAUUUGUUGGCUAGCUCUCGAUAAAGCUGUCACGCUUAUCAUUCUUCCUUUCCACCGCACUUGGUCUCUCGACCGAACAUCCAUCGUAUCCGACAAUGAAAUGAUCCGGUUUCUCAAUUUUAACGUCUUGAAACAAGCUCCUUGUUCUGUCGGCAUCCUUGUCGAACGACAUCUCGUUAAGAAAAAACAAGAGUCUCAAGAAAACCUCAAGGUUUGUGUUAUAUUUGUGGGAGGAAAAGACGAUAGGGAAGCAUUGGCCUUUGCAAAGAGAAUGGCUCGUCAAGAGAACGUGAUACUUACCGUUGUACGCCUUUUAGCAUCUGGAAAGAGCAAAGAAACGACAGGAUGGGACCAAAUGCUUGACAACGUGGAACUAAGAGAGUGUGUGCGAAGCAAUGAGACAGAAGGAACUGUAAACGAAGAAGUUUCAACAAUUUAUUUGGAACAAGAGAUAAUAGAUGGAGCAGAUACGUCCAUGCUUCUACGUUCCAUGGCUUUUGAUUACGACCUUUUCAUUGUUGGAAGAACAAGCGGUGAGAACCACGAGGCGACCAAAGGGAUAGAGGAUUGGUGUGAGUUUGAGGAGCUCGGAGUCAUUGGUGAUUUCCUUGCCUCCCCCGAUUUCCCUAGCAAAACAUCAGUCUUAGUAGUUCAACAACAACGAACCGUAGCCAAUAAUUAG